AGUUUUGGAUUUGUACAAUAUAUUCAGAGAUUGUAGCGCCAUCACCUAGUAACCGAUCAAUUUGCACUCUUAUCAAAGGAAACUGCAAACAAUUUUUUAAACCAUAUUAAUUUGCAAAAAUAGAUUUUAGAGCUCCACAACGCGCUACUUUCAUGUAAAUCCUUUCACUCUUUCACAAACAUGCCUACACAUGCUCUAAGAAUAGUGCUACAUACUUACAAAACCACUUCCCAUAGCAUUGUUUUUAGGCGCAGACCUUCGGAGAGCUCACCACUCACUGAUCAUUGCGUAUGAGUCAUCGGCAUCUUUGCCGGUUUGCUAUCAACCAACAACGGCCCGAACAAGCUGCUUAACAGCCAACCAAUUAACCACUUACACAUUUCUUUACUAACCAGUUGCCGCGUACACGUAACAGAAUACAAAAACAAUAACAAAUUUACAGGGAAAAAACUAAAAAGAAAAGACAAUCAUAUUUGUUUGUGUGCGUGAUGACUUCGUGACGUGCCGCACAACGACACAUUUUACUUCUUUUAAUAAUUAUUUGUUGGCUGUUAAGGUGCGAGUAAACAAAUCAUAAAAGCUGUUUUCGUUGCCAUUUUAGAAAAGUUUCAAAAUAAUAUUGCCAUAAAACAGAUAAAGUAAAAUAAAUAGAGAAAUCAAAUAAAAGUUUACAAAAAUUACGUGCAAAACCAACAACACACAACGGAAAUACACUUCAGUGCGAAAAAUACAUAGUAAAAGCAUAACAGGCGCGCAUAAAUAAACUCCUGCUGCCGACAUGCCUUUCGGUUCUACUGCAAGUGCACUGGCAUUGCGCUUUGCCUCACUGCUGCUGCCGACUUCGUUGGCCGUCGCCAAGGCAGCUUCGGGUGGCAAAACGGCUGCCAGCAAGGAUUGCCAUGGCAGGAUCUGUAAACCAGUUGAAGAGUACUGCUCGAACUUUCUCGAAGGCUGUGAUCAAUGUGAACCCAUCUGUAAUCCGGAAUCGCAAAAUUUUCAUGCGGAUACCUGCGAAAGGGAAUGUGCCGAUUACAAAAUAUACGAUCCGCUCAAAGCCGAAAUACACAGCAUACACGAACAACAAAAUACCAUAUUGAUCCUGUUGAUCGUGCUACUCACGCUCAUCGCUGUACGCUACAUCUACAAAUGCAUAUGCUGGCUGCGACGCAAACGUUUCUGUGCGCUGCUGCUAAAGAAGCUGCACAAACACCAUGAAGCAGCCGGCGCUGGGGUGAACAGCAAAGACAUGGUCAUCGGUGCGACAAUACCGAAUGUGAUGGCCAUAAAUGGCGCUAUGGAGCGGCCGCCAUCGCAGAUCUACAGCGUGACAGGCGCCGAAGGUUCGGUUAUGACGUUAACCACACCAGUGAGUACGCGCUAUCCGGCGGAGAAUAGCACUCCAACAACAACUGUGACGGGCGAAUACUCAUAUGAUAAUCAGGCGCUCGCCGUGACGCCAGUUUCGGAGAAACCAAAUGGUAGUGUGCGUGCGUUUUGAUCCUAUCUAACCUACAAACGUGUGAGUUGUGGUUGUUGUCGAAAUUGUGUUAAGGCAAAGCAAUUUCGAUUCAAUAUUCAAAAACUUAGUGCAAACAUUUUUUGUUAACGCUGAAACUUCUAGUGCCGCAUAAAUUUGAUCUUCAUCGAUCGAUUAGUGGUCUUCACAGUUUAGGUGUUUUAAAAACAAUACAAAAUAUUUUUUUUUUUUUUUUGCAUAUUUGAAGUAAUUAUUGAAAUAGUAUGUAUAUUUGAAAAUCAUAAUAGUGUACGGCAGUGAUGGCACCUUGCCGUUCGCAGCAAUCACAUAAAUGCUCAGCGUGUAUGUAAUUGAUCGUAAGAAUGAUGAUCAUGCGAAAACCCGUUGAAAAUCUCUGACUAUAAUAAUCGCUGAAAUUUCCCCAAAUAUAAUAGAAGCUGCGGUUCAGCUAAGCAAUUUCAUAUCGUAUAUUUAUAUAAUUAAAUUUUUAAAUAUUUUUUUGUCGAUUGCAAAUUUAUUGAGAAUCAUCGAUGACUCGUAUAUUGGCGUGUUGACGUUCAUCACAUACUCAUGUACUUAAAGUUAGUAAUUUAUUUAGUUUUAAAAUAAUGAAAAAAAGAGAAGAUAUUAAUUGAACUAGCAACGAAAACAUCAUUGAGAAAGUAUUGAACAGCUGGCUAAGUACUAAAGUAUGAUUGUACAAAUUAAAUUAUCGAUGUAAAUCCCAAAAAGUACUGACUAAUAACGAUUUUUUUGUGUUGGUUCGAGAUAUUGAUUUGAUUUAAUCAAGCACUGUAAAACAUCACGUCCAUUAUGUAAGUGAUAUUUAUUCUUUAAAAGUAGUGAGUAAGUUUUGCUUCCAUUUUAAAUACUAUGUACUUACGGAUAAGCAAUAUAUUAGAUAUAACAGAUAUUUUAAUAAAAUUAUACUCUUUGAUUAA
Messenger RNA from Bactrocera latifrons, 2418 nucleotides. It is a transcript of the gene grnd, whose product is annotated as protein grindelwald. The transcript has 3 exons. NCBI's taxonomy places the organism in Eukaryota, Metazoa, Arthropoda, Insecta, Diptera, Tephritidae. Bases 779 to 1498 code for a protein of 239 amino acids. The record is from RefSeq and is a predicted model, not a curated record.